CAGCAGAUCACCGAUCAUGGAAAGAGCCGAAGAUGUCGGCUAGGUCAUGUGAUCAGCUGUGUCCAAUCACAGCUGAUCACUGUACACUGAUCAUCAGGGCACUGAUGAUCAGUGUAGCCACAGCAGUGCCACCUGUCUAAGUCCAUCAGUGCUAGCUGUCAGUGUCGAUCAGUGCCAUGUGCCAGUGCCACAUCAAUGCCACAUAUCAGUGCAUACCAGUGCACAUCAAUACCACAUAUCAGUGCCCAUCUGAGCUGCCUUUCAGUUGCAUUCGUCAGUGCCACCUAAUCAGUGCAACCUAUCAGUGCCAGUCAGUGCUGCUUAUCAGUGUGCAUCAGUGCCAGUCAGUGCCACCUAACAGU
Messenger RNA from Staurois parvus, 362 nucleotides. Lineage: Eukaryota; Metazoa; Chordata; Amphibia; Anura; Ranidae. The record is from the annotation of a GenBank genome assembly.